This is a messenger RNA of Clonostachys rhizophaga, 1431 nucleotides long. The record is from the annotation of a GenBank genome assembly. NCBI's taxonomy places the organism in Eukaryota, Fungi, Ascomycota, Sordariomycetes, Hypocreales, Bionectriaceae.
AUGGCAGACAGCGAGGGUGGUACAUCUACGCGGAGGGGUUUGUCAAACUUCCCUCGCGAGAUUCUCUCUAUGAUCUGCGAAAACCUCUGCUCCCAUUGCACCUCGAAUGCUCAAGAUACAAAAGAUUUGAACUGGGGAAACGUGCCGUCGGCGUUAUUGGCACUCAGCCAGACCUGCAGAGUGCUGCGCGUGAUCGCACAGCCCAUCACCUACCAUGUAUUGGCCUAUGUUCCCGACUAUGCCCAUUUCCCCAAGUUCGUCCGCACCUUGGACGAGCGCCCAGAUCUGGCAGCACAGAUAAGGUGGCUUCGUCAGCACACCUACGAAUGUGGCGGCUGGAAUUACGACAAGGCCGAGGAGAUUGCGCUGGUGAAAGACGUCGCCAAGCGGCUGGGAAUGCAACGUGAGAGCGAUGAGGACUUUGAAUCUGCGGACGAGGAGGACACAUCCCUGGGCAAGUUUUGCAUUGAGCUGCUGAUUGCCUUGGCGCCCAAUCUCGAAGCACUACAAGUCUACGUGGAGAACGACGGCAAUUAUGAAGGGACCAAAUACUACUACACCGCUGAGAGGAGUAGGCGAAUAGGUCUUGAAGCUGCUUCGCUCCACCGUCUGAAGAGGUUGGAGUUUUUGACAGACGAUGACUGGGGCGUGAGUGCCAACGUGCCAGGCAUCCCUGUUUUGCUAAGCCUCGCGCCCAAUUUAGAACAUCUUUCUCUGUAUAGGUGCAAGGGAUUGAGUAGUGAAUGGGAGGGGGAAGACGAAGAAUCAGGAACUAUCUUCAGGGACGGAGCAGGCAGUUCUCUUCGAGUCGUCGAGUUCAAGGGUAGUGCUCUGGAAGCCGAUGGCGAUACCGACUCGCUCAUCAGCGAUGUCGUCUCGCAUGCGCCGCACCUUGAACGCUUCUCCUAUCAGUCACAAGCGGCAUAUCUGGGCGAACAUAUUGACACACACUUUUCUGCUCGCGAUUUUCUUCGGUGCCUUCGGCCCACCAAGAACUCACUCAAGUUUCUCAAUAUCGACUUGACAGAACAUUCCCUCCAUAGUGGAAGCGGCGAGACUGUGGUGCCACAAGUGCUACAGAGCUUUACCGCAUUGGAAACGGUCAAGCUGGAUGACACGUCCUUUUGCCGGCAUCGCCGCAACCCGGAAGUACCAUCAACUUGUCUCACAGAUACUCUGCCUGCCAACUUGAAAACGCUCGUCCUCCGGCUUUACGAAGGGACCCAGGCUUGGGCUGACCUAGAGCGACUGGCCGUUGAGUCUGGAAAGUUUCCAAAUCUUCGGCGUGUCCAAAUAGAGAACAUUCUUCGCAUGCACAGUGACGUUGCUGAGAACGUGUUUCCGCGACAAGCCGACGAGCAUUGCAGCGUUCUGUUCGAUACCUUCACCGAGAAGUCUAUCGAAUUUGCAUGGUCUAUAACUAUAGAAUAG